Molecule: messenger RNA, 919 nt
Organism: Lycium barbarum (goji berry)
Lineage: Eukaryota; Viridiplantae; Streptophyta; Magnoliopsida; Solanales; Solanaceae
Exons: 3
Coding region: 201-704 (167 amino acids)
Source: RefSeq, a predicted model, not a curated record
AGGGGACUGCUGUGCUAGCUUGAGUGAGACCUAUUUUACCAUAUACACAAAGGAGGUGGUCACUGACUGGAAAGAGACUCUUGUCUAUUACAUAUCCUCCUUUCCUUCCUUCUUCCUUCUUAUCCAUCUUCUUUUCUCUCCAUCUUCAUCUUCUUCUUCUUCUGAGGAAUCAAACAUCAUUGAGAAAGUGAAUUAGAAUAAUGGGGAAUUGCCAGGCUGUAGAUGCAGCUGCACUAGUAAUACAACAUCCUAGUGGAAAGAUAGACAGGAUGUAUUGGCCUAUGACUGCUAGUGAGGUUAUGAAAAUUAACCCUGGUCACUAUGUUUCUCUCAUCAUUCCUCUUCCUCUUUCCCCCUCCGAUGAGAAGUCCGAUGAAAAAACCGUUCGAUUCACCCGUGUUAAGCUUCUCCGGCCAACGGAUACUCUAGUUCUUGGCAGAGCUUAUAGACUUGUUACAACUCAAGAGGUGAUGAAGGUAUUGAGAGCUAAGAAACAUGCAAAGAUGAAGAAGAAUCAGCCAGAGUUGCAAGAAAAUCAGAGGUCAAGCUGUGAAGUUGAAGGUGGAAAUUCUGAAUCAGAUAAGAACAAGGGUAUGAGACAUGAAGGGCAUAGACAAAGGCCUGGUACAGCAAACUUAGCUGCUGCAGCAAGGUCCAAAUCAUGGCGUCCCACUUUACAGAGUAUAUCCGAGUCCAAUAGCUAAUCGAGGUUGCAACUCGAUCACUGGUAUUGAGGACUUAUAAAAUCAUGGAAGAUAUGCACAAGGAACUCACAGAAGUUGAUGGUUGUCAUUCAAAAAUCUAGUCCAUGUGGGAUGUUGAGCAAUAAUGCUUUUGUAUAGAUUAGAAAUGGAACUAACUCCACUUGAUAGAAAGAACAUCCUAUAAUGGAAAUACAUAUUCUCCAGAAUUCUAGCAA